UUCCAGAAAGGACUCAGCAGUGCAGAGAGAUAUUGAGGAAACCUACUCGACGAGCAGCGGAUUCUUCUCGCCGCCCCCGCCCCCGCCCCAACUCCUCCGCCGCUCAUCGAUCUCUCUCUUUCUCUUCUCUUCUCUCAGCAACCAUGUCGCGCAAGGGAUUGAUGGAGCAGGAUCUCAGCAAGCUCGAUGUCACUAAAUUGCACCCCCUUUCUCCUGAAGUGAUUUCUCGCCAGGCUACCAUCAAUAUUGGUACUAUUGGCCAUGUGGCUCAUGGAAAGUCAACUGUUGUUAAAGCUAUUUCUGGUGUUCAGACUGUUCGUUUCAAGAAUGAGUUGGAGCGCAAUAUUACCAUCAAGCUGGGAUAUGCUAAUGCCAAAAUUUAUAAAUGCGAAGAUGAUAGAUGCCCUCGGCCUAUGUGCUAUAAGGCAUACGGGAGUGGAAAAGAGGACAGUCCUCUUUGUGAUGUGCCAGGAUUUGAGAAUGCUAGAAUGAAGCUUUUAAGGCAUGUUUCUUUUGUGGAUUGCCCGGGUCAUGACAUUCUUAUGGCUACAAUGCUUAAUGGAGCUGCCAUCAUGGAUGGCGCUUUGCUUCUGAUAGCUGGUAAUGAGAGCUGCCCCCAACCUCAGACUUCUGAGCAUCUGGCUGCUGUUGAGAUCAUGCGUCUCCAACACAUCAUAAUUCUGCAGAAUAAGAUUGAUCUCAUUCAGGAAAGUGCAGCAAUUAAUCAACAUGAAUCUAUCCAGAAGUUUAUUCAGGGCACUAUAGCUGAUGGGGCGCCAGUAGUCCCUAUUUCUGCUCAACUGAAAUACAAUAUUGAUGUUGUCUGUGAGAAUAUUGUUAAGAAGAUCCCCAUUCCAGAGAGAAACUUCACUUCACCCCCGAACAUGAUUGUCAUCCGAUCAUUUGAUGUGAAUAAGCCUGGGUCUGAGGUUGAUGAGAUUAAAGGUGGUGUUGCUGGUGGAAGUAUUCUCAGGGGAGUGUUGAAGGUGAACCAGUUCAUUGAAGUGCGCCCUGGUAUUGUUGUCAAAGAUGAAAGUGGAAAUAUAAAGUGCACUCCAAUAUACUCACGGAUUGUCUCACUUUAUGCCGAGCAAAAUGAGCUCCAAUUUGCAGUUCCUGGAGGUCUAAUCGGAGUAGGGACUACAAUGGAUCCCACAUUGACUCGUGCCGAUAGGCUGGUGGGUCAGGUUCUUGGGGAAGUUGGUUCACUUCCUGAUGUCUUUGUUGAGCUGGAGGUUAACUUUUUCCUGCUUCGGAGGCUUUUGGGAGUGAGGACGAAGGGCACCGAGAAACAAAGCAAGGUGUCAAAGUUAGCCAAGGGUGAAAUCCUCAUGCUCAACAUAGGGUCCAUGUCAACUGGUGCCAGAGUAGUUGCUGUAAAGAAUGAUCUUGCUAAACUUCAGCUCACCGCACCAGUGUGCACGAGCAGAGGAGAGAAGGUCGCUCUCAGCCGGCGUGUCGAGAAGCAUUGGCGACUUAUUGGCUGGGGUCAGAUUCAGGCUGGUUUAACUCUUGAAGUGCCACCCUGCCCUAUCUAGGACAUCGAAUUGUAGAAAAAAGAACAAAAGAGAAGGUAAAAAAACCGAGAAAAACUUUUGAGAGUGAGAGAUGAUUUUCGAAGGUAGCCGACUUCUAGUGUUUGGAUUUUUGAGAUGGAGAAGAAAACAUGAAUGCAUUUUUAGUUACUUUUGGCUUGUAUUGAUGUUGAGAAGAUUAUAUACUCUCCAGAGUUGCUCAAUUUCACACUGAAAAUUGGUGGUAUUCUAUUCUUAACCAUGAUUCGUUUUUGAA
Dioscorea cayenensis subsp. rotundata (Guinea yam) is the source of this 1791-nucleotide messenger RNA. Its product is annotated as eukaryotic translation initiation factor 2 subunit gamma-like. The transcript has 9 exons. Gene Ontology annotation, molecular function: translation initiation factor activity; GTP binding; tRNA binding. Gene Ontology annotation, cellular component: eukaryotic translation initiation factor 2 complex; cytosol. The record is from RefSeq and is a predicted model, not a curated record. Gene Ontology annotation, biological process: formation of translation preinitiation complex; positive regulation of translational fidelity. NCBI's taxonomy places the organism in Eukaryota, Viridiplantae, Streptophyta, Magnoliopsida, Dioscoreales, Dioscoreaceae. The coding region runs from base 144 to 1538 and encodes 464 amino acids.